Messenger RNA from Hordeum vulgare subsp. vulgare (domesticated barley), 3012 nucleotides. RefSeq lists its product as uncharacterized. The coding region runs from base 143 to 2752 and encodes 869 amino acids. The record is from RefSeq and is a predicted model, not a curated record. The transcript has 3 exons. NCBI's taxonomy places the organism in Eukaryota, Viridiplantae, Streptophyta, Magnoliopsida, Poales, Poaceae.
UCCCGCAUUCAUUCGUUCCCGAGAACAACAAACAGAUUUCCAAAUCAGAGAGCCAACGGAAGAGAGGAAAAAAAAAAUUCCCUCCUCUCCGCCGCGCCGUGAACCAACAUCUCUCUCUCUCUCCCUCUCUGCGCCGGGAAGGAUGGCAGCGGUGGCCAGGUCCCCGUCGCCGUCGCCGGCCGCGGCGAGGCCGUGCCCCGCCAUGCGGCGGAGCGCCGACUCCAACCCCUUCAACCCCGCCGAUUGCCCGUCGCAGAGGAGCUCGGGCCCCAAGGGCGGCGCGUGCGGGUGCCACCACGCCUCAUCCUCGCCCUCGCCGCACCGGAGAUCCCUCUCCUCCUCCUCCUUCGGGGAGAAGGAGAACGAGCCGCGGGACCACGCGGUGCCGGUGCGGACCCCCAAGGCCGCGGCGCGCUCGAAGAACUUCAUGGCGCCCACCAUCUCCGCCGCGUCCAAGGCCGCCUCCCCCAGGAACAGCGGCAAGGUGCUCGGGGAGCGGAACCACGAGCCCGCGCCCCACCUCGCGCCCUUCUCCCCCGCCAACCUCGCGCACAAGCCCAAGGGCCGCCUGCGCCUCUCCUUCGACGCCUCGCUCGCCGGAGAUGACGACGCCGCGGGGGUGGAGAACUUCGUGCGCGGGGGCGGGAGCCACCACCACGCGGCGGCGGCCGAUUCGGUGGGCGCGGAUCGCCGCCUGCGCCGCUCGUUCGAGGCCCCUCCCGCCGCGCACGGCCCGCUCGCUGGAGACGACGACGACGACGCGGGGAUGGAGGAUCCCGUGCGCUUGGGCGUGGGGGUGAACCACCAGCUCGCGGCGGCCGAUCCGGUGGACGCGGAGCCGUCCCGGGCGGCUCUGUACGACCCCAAGACCAACUACACUUCGCCGAGGCCGCGGUUCCUCCACUACAAGCCCAACCCCCGCGUCGACAUCUACCGGCACGGCCGCGCUGGCGUCAGGCGCCUCGAGGACGGCUUCGCCGCCGCCUCCGAGAGCAGCGAGGAGACCGACGCCACAGCCACCACGGAGGACGACCCGCUCGCUGGAGAUGACGAACUCACGGAGGAGGAACAAGAGCAAGCACAGCAGAUUCACCUGUCCGAGCAGCAGUCAGCUCUCACCGCUCCAUCCGACGAUGCCGUCUCCGCCGAGGCUUGCGUCCUGGCGCCAGAGCCCUUGCUGGGCUCGCCGCCGCCUCCUCCUCUGCUGCUGUCAUCGGAGGCUGCUCCGGUGACGCCCGAGCCGGCUCGCGUCUCUGCACCGGACCCUAUGGCGAUUCCUCCACGAGCUCGCGCAGCACUUACGCCAGAGCCUGAGCUUGGGGUGCGAGCUCCAGAGAAGAAGGAGAAGGGAUCCGCGUUGAGGUUCCUGCUCCCCCUUGCCUUCAUGCUAUUCAUGUCUGCUGCUUCUGUGUGCGUGCUGCUGCAACCAGAUUCCCCGAUCAUGUCGAACACCGCCUUGUCGAGGGCGUCCAGCUUUCUGUCAGUUCAAGAAUCACACCCUGUGGAGUUGGCUGCUUGGCUCAAGCAAUGGUCAAGCAGUUCAUUGGAUUCGAUCACGUCUUACUGGGAGGCUCUGUCUUCUACAUCCACACAAGAACAAGACUACUUUGGUCCGCACUUUGCAGCCAACUGGAGUGCUGCAGCUGCCGAUGGUGACCAUGGUGCCGCUGAUUUCUACUACAACUUUGCUGAUGCGUGGCCAGUGCCAAGUGAAGAGCCUAUCUGCAGCGCCAAUGCCUUCACUGCAGAGCCGGAAGGUGAUGUUGUGGUGGAAGAAAGAUCUGAUGCAUCAGACUACUACGACAUGGUAGUAGAUGAGUUUGAUGUCCAAAUGUCAGAAGAAGCUCCAGGUAGCAGCUAUGGUGGUGCCAUUGUCUUGGGCGAGCAGUUGAACAUCCAGGAUGCAGUUUCUGAGUUGAUUGCAGAAUCAGACGGUGUUGCUGUAGUGGAAGAAGAAUCUGAUGCAUCAGGCUACUCCAAUGCAGUUGACGAGUUUAAUGCUGGACUAUCAGAAGCAGCUCCAGGCAGCAGCAAUGGCGAAGAGAUGGCAUCCUCCAGUCAGGAUCUGGACACCCCAUCCCAACCCACUGGGCAGCGUGAACAAGAUGUUGAGAGUGAAGAGCCCGAGGAGAACCACGGCAGUGGCAAGGAGGGCCAGGAGCCGCGUCUUGGUCUCAAGUCGGACUCGAGCACGUUGCCGGUCUACAUGGGCAGAAUCUCAAAGCCUGCAGCAGCAGCAGGUGUUGCCAUUGUCGUGGCCAUUCUUUCAGCAGGCGUUGCUGCAAUCUCCAUGAGGAAGACUCAAGCUGGGGUUGCCACAAAUGCCAAUGUGCCGGCUGAGCAGGAGCAAGCCGAGGAGGCCGAGACUCGAUCUUGUUCAGCAAGCAGUGAGGGCCACCGUCUUGUCAAAGGUUCUGUGGCAGAAGAAACUGAGCGAUUUGGUGACUCUGGUUUCUCUCAGUACAGCAGCAGCUUGUCAUCUGGCCAGGGCAGGGGGAAGAAGACCAAGGAGGAAGAGAACGUCGGCCAGGGCAGGAGGAAGAAGACGACCAAGGAGGAAGAGAACGUCGGCCUCGAGCCAGCCUCGAAGAGCGAGUCCAUGUCAUACCCCACGUCGUCCUAUGGCAGCUUCUUGGCCUUUGAGAAGAUCGCUGCCAAGAAAAAGAACAAGGAUGAUGAUGAGGUGAUGACCCCGGUCCGACGCUCCAGCAGGCUGCGGAGUGUCAAAUCACCUGACGCCGGGUCUAGUUAGUGCUCUAACUACCUACCAUUCAGGGCACCUGACUCGUAGCUGCUUGCCCAGUUCCACGCACCUUGUUAGACAGACAGACAUGUUUGAUGAUAAAAUACAGCUUUCUGCUGUUAUGUUCUACAUAUUUGACUAGUGGCUAGGAUUUGUUUUUGUGGUUUGAGAUUGCUUUUGAAACUGCAUAAGUGAUUGUGGACAGUUCCCUUGUAUUGUUCUCUGAUUGAGACCUCUGCUGUUAUGUUCAAUACAUUCGAUCUUUCUUA